UCGGCGUGUGUGUAAACAGUCGUAGCCGAUAGAAUUAAGAAAUUGUAGUUUUUCAUGAAUCUUUUCACCGCGCCGCGAUCCUCGGAAUACAAUUAAUCCCUGAACAAGCAAAGACGGCAAAGAUGAAGAUCAAAUCCAAGUCUUCGUAUCAUAAAUCUGAGAACACUUACAGGUUUCUCACGUUUGCAGAAAGACUUGCCAAUGUAAACAUCAAUGUAAUCCAUCGCAUCGACAGGACAGGAUCCUAUGCAGAGGAAGUAGAAACAUACUUCUCUGAAGGACUGACAAAAUGGAAAGACCUCAACUUGACCGAGAAUUUCACUACUUUUCUAAAAGAUGUUUCCAACAAGAGCCAGUCUUUCAACAUGCUGGUUUUCCAUCAGGCAGCCAUAGUGGAAAGUCUGAAAACGCACCUCAGUGUGAAGAACAGUCUCGCCUACCAGCCCCUGCUGGACCUGGUGGUGCAGUUGGCCAGAGACCUGCAGACGGACUUCUACCCCCACUUCCCCGACUUCUUCAUCCUGAUCACCUUACUGCUGGACACCAAGGACACAGAGAUCCUGGAGUGGGCGUUCACAUGUCUCUCUUACCUCUACAAGUACCUGUGGAGGCUCAUGGUGAAGGACAUGACUAACAUCUACAGUUUGUACAGCACACUCUUGGCGCACAAGAAAGAGCACAUCCGCAAGUUUGCUGCAGAGAGCUUCUCUUUUCUGAUGAGAAAGGUUCCAGACCUCGAUGCUCUCCUGAGUCUCAUGUUCUCAGAUCUGCAGCAGCACCCGGACAAGGCAGAGGGAGCGGGUCAACUACUCUUUGAGAUGUGCAAAGGAGUUCGAAACAUGUUUCACUCCUGCGCUGCAAAUGCCUUCCCUGUAGCUCUACGUAAACUUGGACCCUCAACUAGCCCUGGGGUCUCUCUGCCAUGGGACACUGUCCGGGACGCCCUGGAUCACUUGGCCCAGGCUGCAGCCAAUCAUGUUGACAAAGAGCACUUCCUGGUUUUGUGGGAGUCCUUACAGGUCACUGUGGUGGAGGUCCUGGGUGUCAUGGAGGCACAAGGGGAGGAGUCAGAUCAGGCAGCAGCAGAGCAGCUGGAGAGGCUGCUGUUCAUUCUCCACACCUUGGUGUCCCACAAGGACGGAGCCAAGAUCACCAAACCUGAAGCGGUCUGUCAGACGGUGCUGCAUCUGAUUCAGAGCUCGUCUCUGUCAGAGUCUUGUUCCCGUCUGCUCCUCCAGAUCACCUCCUCUCUGCUCCUCGGGGAGAACGUUACCCUGCCUAAAGCAAUCAUCCAAGAGACGGUGCAGAAGGUGUUUGGCAGCACGAUUGGACACGAUCUGAUACUUGAAUUCACCAAGGAGAUGUUCACCAUGAAGCAGUUUGAGCAGCUCUUCCUCCCCAGCUUGUUGCGCUUUACUGCUGGGUUGUUCGGCUGCGGUGAUCCCCUGUCCCGCCACUGUGGGCUGGAUGUGCUGGUCAGCCUGAUCCUGGCCAAAGCCCCGCCCCCAACAGACGGCUCCAUGGCCUUUGAAACCUACCCACUGCUCUUCACCGGACAGACGACAGGAGUGUUCAGCAGUAGUCAGACCAACAGUACAGCAUCAGAACAACCUGCAGUGCCAGAGCUGGUGCUGUCGCUGAUCCAGUUUUCUGAGGAGAACAACAAGAGCAUCACUGACCUCUCUCUGCCCUGGGCGGCCCUGGUGCUUCUGCCACACCUCAGGCCUCUUGCUGCAGCUAGCAUUGUGCCUGCUGUGACUGCGUUCUUAAACCAUUUGCUGUGUGAGAUUGAGACGGAGAAACUGACUAAAGCUGGACUGUUUGUAGCCAGACAGGCUCUGAGCUGCCUCCUCACUCUGGACGGCUCCGCCCAGCUUCUCUCACUGCUCACCGUGGACAAGAUCAACUCCAUCCUGCGGAAGUUUCCCACAGACCUGUCCGCCCUGCUGCUGGGUGACCUGUACUACACCUGCCUGUCACUCAGCGGCGUUUCAGAGCACCUCUCCCACAAUGCACUGCUGGAACUCUACCAGAUCCUGCACCCUAACCUCUCCUCCCACAUAUCCAAGAUUCGCCUGCUGACUCUGAGGAUUCUCUCCCAGUUUGAGGCAGAGCUCCCUCCUCUUGCAGAGGGUGAGGAGAAUGUGGAGGUGCAGCCGGUGUUUGCAGUAUGCCUGCAGGCCGAGCUGGUGCCCGCUUCAGUUCAGGACUACAGAGAGAAGCUGCUCCAUCUGCGGAAGCUGAGACAGGACCUGGUGCAGCGCAGUCUGCCACGGGGGCCAGCCGACACCUUCCAGCAGGUACCUCUACGUUACCUUAUUGCAAUGCUGUUUGUCAACUUCAAGCCACUCUGGGACCCAGUUAUUGAACUUCUUGUGAGUCAUGCUAGAGGGAUGGACAACAAAGAGUUCUGGAGGGUUUACUAUGAGCAUCUGGAGAUGGUGGCAGGGAUCGCUGAGAAAGAAUUGCAGGAGAGUGAAGAGGAUGAUGACGAGGAGGAGUCUGGUCUCCAGGGAGAGCCGGGCUGUGAGGUGAUUGAAAGUGGGGACGUAGGGGUGCUGUUCCUCGAGCGGGUGAAAUUGACUUUAAACCCCAAGGAGAGGACCGACUUCCCCAACUUCCGCAGCCUGCUGUGGCGUUCCAUGGCCCAGUUUCCUGACCGGGUGGAACCGCGCAGCCGAGAACUGAGCCCUCUGCUGCUCCGGUUCAUCAGGAAUGAGUUCUUCAUCGCUGACCCGCUGGUGGCCUCUACUCAGGACCUGAGGAAGAGGAAUGAGGCUGCCCCGGAGGAGUCUGGGAUGGAUGAAGAGGAAGAGGAGGAAGAGGAGGAAGGGGGAGGCAAACAGCAGAGGAAGGGACUUCCAAGGAGAGCUGCUGCCAAACAGCUCAUUACCCAUCUGAAGGUAUUUGCCAAAUUCACAAACCCUCGCUCUCUGUACCUGGAGGGCAGCCUCAGUGAGCUUUAUAACCAGUUGCUGUGCCAUCAGGACCAGCAGAUCCAGCGAGUGGCACUGGAAUGUGUUCUGUCAUACAAAGAGCCUAACAUAGUACCAUACAAGGGGAAUCUUGAGAAGCUUCUGGAUGACAAACACUUCAAAGAGGAGAUUGUCCAUUUCAACAUAUCUGAUGAGACAGAGGUGGUUGAUGCUUCACACAGAGCCAGACUCAUCCCACUGCUAAUGAGGAUCUUGUUUGGCCGUCUGCGCAGCAAAGCGGGCAGCAAGUUUCAGGGGAAGGCGUCCGCCACCUCUCGGUCCUCCAUCAUCCUGCGUUUCCUGGCAGGUUGCCAGGCUGAGGAGCUGGGGAUAUUCAUCGACCUGCUGCUGGAGCCCGUCUGCCAUCACAGUGAAGGGUCCUGCCUGGCAGCGGUGCAGAAAGCGAUAGCAGAGACGGAUGCAGCAGCUGUUCUGCCGCUGGGACGACAGCACAGCCUGCUGAACAUCAUCAACGUGGUCAUCCACAAACUGGGCCACCUCAUCCACAUGUACCUGCCCAAGGUGCUGCAGAUCCUGCUGUGUGUCACCGCCUCCGUGUCCACCAUCCUGGACCAACGGGAAAAGUUGCGCGCAGGUUGCAUCAGUCCUCUGAAGAACUUGAGGCGCCUCGGCGUUCUGAGGAUCCAGGACUUCUUCGACGGCUUCGACUCCUACAGCUUCAGUCCAGAUGAGCUGGAUGCUGUCUUCGAGGCGGUAGUCUGGCCUCAGGUGCGUCGACUUCCCACCGAGAGUCCUUACUCUCCCACUCCUCUGCUCAAACUCAUCCAUGGGUGGUGCAAAAAUACCAGGUGCUUCCCUCUCUUGGCCAAGCAGAAGCCCGACCAGCCAGAGUGCGAUGUCCUCCUUAACGUCUUUGCGCUCCUCGCAGCCAAGAACGCUUCCACAGUCACUAUCGCCAUGGUGAUGGACAUAGCUGAGUCGCUAGCAACGGCUGAAGACUUUGUUGCCUCAGAGGCUGAGACAGAGCUGACUGUCAACAGCUAUGUAUUCCCACAGCCAGCAGAGGGCGCUGUAGUCACUGCAGACUCUUUAAGCCAGGGUUCCAGACUGCUGCUGCCUCACAUCACCACCCUGCUGCAGUACCUCAGCGGGGUCGUACGCAACACAGACAGACUCAAGAAGAAGAAGUUCAGGGCACAGGUGGCCAAAGAGCUCAACAUCCUCUCCAAGGUCAGUCGAUUUGUGAGCGACAAGGAGCAGAGCUCGGUGCUCAUCAGUCUGCUGCUUCCCUACCUCCAGAAAGGCAAAAAUCUUCAAGAGACAGAAAUUGACAUCCUGGCCACAGUGCAGAACCUGCUGCGACAGUGUGUACAGCCAUCGGCUUUCCUGCAGCCGCUCAGCAAACUCUUCUCCAUCAUCCACAACAAGCUGCCCAGGCAGGCCCUCACUAACGUCUUCCAGACUCUGUCAGAUCUGGAGCCUUCCCUCGCAUACAUCACAGAUUUAGCAACCAAGCUGAACGCAUUUGACAGUCGACACUUGGAUGAGAUCUACUUUGACGUGCGUCUGACAGCUUUCCAAGACGCGACCAGGCGAGUUAAAGAGAUGAGCACUCUGGACCUGGACUUCAUCAGCACCAUCUUACACAACUGCUUCCACACCUACGAGAUUGGUGACAUGUCAUUGGCAGACAACGCCACCUUGUGUCUGUCUGCAGUGAUCACCCAACUGGCAGCGGUCGGGCCCGGGGAACAGAUCUACAGGGAUGUCGUGCAACACACCAUCCUGGACGCUGUACACAAGGGGCUCCGCAGCAAAACAGACAAUGUGCAGCAUGAAUACACCAAUGUGCUCGCCUGCCUGGUCAAGACCUUCCCCACCAAGAAAGAGUUCAGAGACCUGGUUCAGCUCACCAACUACAAUGACCUGGAGUCCGACUUCUUUGAGCACAUGAAGCACAUCCAGAUUCACCGUCGAGGUCGUGCCCUGAGGAAGCUGGCCAAGCAGCUAACUGAAGGCCAAGUGGUGAUGACCCCGCGUUCCCUCCAGAACUAUAUCAUGCCGUACGCCAUGACCGCCUUGCUGGAUGAAAAGAUGCUGAAGCAUGAGAACAUGAUAUCAGCGUCGGUGGAGGUGGUGGGCGCAGUGUGCCGCAGGCUGACCUGGUCUAAGUACCUCUACUACCUGAAACACUUCAUCCACAUUCUGCAGACGUCACAGACUGAGCAGAAACUGGCUGUCAGUCUACUGAUCACAGUUCUUGAGGCUUUCCACUUCGACCAUCAAACCCUCAGCAGAGAAAUAGAGGCUGCCAAGGCCAGAGAGGCUGGGAGUGUUGCUGACGAUGCAGAUGAUGAGAUCCAGGCUGCAGCAGACGAAUCGGAUGAGAGUGAAGAUGAGGCGAUGGAGGUGGACGGUAAGGCAGCUCCAUCUGACGUUCCCAUGGAAACAGACACCAAGAGUGGGAAAAAGGAUGCCACCUCUAAGGAUGCAGUCGUCACUAAGACCACAGGGCCGAAAUUCACUGUGGCCAGCGGGCUGCCACAGAGCAAAGAGCAGCUGGAGACUCUGAUCAGUGCCAUCCACCAGACUGUCAAUAACAGCGUGCUGCCUCGCCUGCACAAAUGUCUGAAUGCAAAGAUAAAGCGUGAUGAUGAACACAAGGCAGUGAAGUCAAAGGAUGUGAAGGAGGAGGAAGUGGCAAGGAUACCAAUCGCCUUCGCCAUGGUCAAACUGAUGCAGACUCUGCCUCCAAACAUCAUGGAGGCCAACCUGCCUGGGAUCCUCAUCAAGGUCUGUGUGGUGCUGAGGAACCGCUUCCAGGAGGUCCGCGAUGUGGCAAGGGGAACUCUGGUGAAAAUCCUGGAGACUUUAGGCCGGAGGUACCUGCAGUACCUGCUCAAAGAAAUGCAGGGGGUCCUGCAAAAGGGUUACCAGGUCCAUGUCUUAACAUUCACAGUGUACCAGCUGCUGUCAGUCCUCAGACCGACCCUGAAAAGUGGUGACCUGGACUCAUGCAUGAACAUGCUCAUUGAUAUCUUCAACAAUGAGCUGUUCGGGGCUGUGGCUGAGGAGAAGGAGGUGAAGGGGAUCGUCUCUAAGCUGAUGGAGGCCCGACACAGCAAGAGCAUGGACUCGUAUGAGCUGCUGGCUCAGUUCUGCAGCAAGGAGAGCAUCACCAAGUUCAUCCUGCCUCUGAAAGAGAUUCUGGAGACUACAUUCAGUCUGAAGACGUGUAACCGAGUAGCUGCUGUGCUGAGGCGACUGGUCCUGGGUCUGCUUGUCAAUGAGGGCAUGACUUCAAAGGAUAUUCUACUGCUGUGCCACGGCCUGGUCAGCGAGAGUCUGCCGCUGCUCACCAAGAGAGACCGAGAGAGAUCCUCGGUGAAGCCUCCCCCGGACCCUCGACUGCCUCCUCCCAGCUGCCUACUCCUCCCCCCCACUCCGAAGAGAGGGGGUCAGAAAGCCCCGGUCAGCAGCCGAACCAACAUGCACAUCCUGGUUGAUGCUGGCCUCAAGCUGCUCCAUCUGAGUAUGAAAAAAUCCAAAGUGACAUCGUCUGAGGCCUCAGCUUUGGAGAUGCUGGAUCCUUUUGUACUGCUGCUUCUAGACUGUCUCAACUCCAUGCAUGUCAAGGUGACCACAGAGGCUCUUGUGGCAUUCACCUGGUUGUUGAAGUUCCCUCUGCCAGCAGUGGAGCAGAAUGCAGAGCAGCUGACCAAGCAGCUCUUUGUCCUGCUGAAGGAUUACUCUAAGGCUGGAGCUGCCCGCGGGGAGAACUACCAACUGGUUCAAAACUGCUUCAAGGCCAUCACCAUUCUGGUGAAGAAUGUCAAAAGCAAAAACAUUUCAGAGACACAGCUGCAGGUGCUGCUGGGAUACGCUGAGGAGGACAUCUAUGACCAGUCCCGUCAGGCUACAGCCUUCGGCCUGCUGAAGGCGAUUCUGUCAAGGAAACUUGUGGUUCCAGAGAUGGAGGAGGUGUUAAAGAAAGUCGCCAAGCUGUCCGUCACCGGUAGCAACGCCAUGAUCCGAAUCCACUGUCGACAGAUCUAUCUGAAAUACCUGCUGGACUAUCCACUGGGAAAGAGGUUAAGGGGGCACCUGGACUUUGUGGUGGCCCAGCUGAACUACGAGCACGACACAGGCAGGGAGUCUGUGCUGGAGAUGCUAGCCUACAUCUUCCAGACUUUCCCUCAGAAGCUGCUGUUGCAACAUAGCGGCUUAUUCUUUGCACCACUGGCUCUGGUCGUGGUCAAUGAUGAUUCUGCACGCUGUAAGAAAAUGGCCGCCAUGGCCAUCAAGGCCCUGCUUACCCAGCUUGACUUGAACCACCAGAACACCCUGUACUGCCUUGUCAACACCUGGCUUCAUGCAGAAAAGGCCAGCUUGAGGCGUCUCGGAGCGCAGAUCUGUGGCCUGUUCGUGGAGGUUGAAGAGGAGAAGUUUGUCCGUCGCCUUGACGACCUGCUGCCUCUGCUGGAGAGGGAGAUAAACCCCGACAACUUUGAAGAUAUCGAAGAGGAGCAGGAUGAGAAAGGAGCAGACCGGCUGCUGUUCAGUUUUCUGACCCUCCUCAGCAAACUCAACAAACACUGCGGCCUGCUGGAGCUCAGCAAGCCUUUUGACACGUUACAUCGUACCUGGGGUCACAUUGAAGCCCACCUGCGGUACCCUCACUGCUGGGUGUGGCUGACCGCCUCACAGCUCUUUGGUCAGCUGUUUGCAGCCCAUCAGGCGGAGCAGCUGGUCGCUCUCUGGAGAGGGGAGAGUGGAGAUGCUUCACCUCAGCUGCCAGUCACAGUCUUCAUCACCAGCGGCCUGGACAAGAAGAUGAGAGAGAUGGCGUUAUCUUUCUGCCAUCAGCUUCAGUCCAAGUUCCUAGACACGGCAUCAGGAGAGCAGGUGGUCAAGAACUUGCUGUUUGUCGGCAAGGUGAUCUACCUGGUGUCCCCCGAGUCUGAGGUCAUUUCCUCUCAGGAAGAAAUGAAAGAGGAGGAGGAGGAGGGGGAGCAGAAGGAGAACGGCAACGAGGAGGAUGGUGAUGAUGAGGAGAUGGAAGAGAAGGAAAAGAAAGAGGAGGAAGAAGACGAGGAGGACGAUAAGGAUGAUAAACCUCCCUCACUGCUGUGGUUGAUGAGGAAACUGUCACUGAUGGCCAAGAGAGAGGCGGCAUACACUCCCAAAAUUCCACUGAAGAGAACAUGUGUAUUUAAGUUCCUGGGAGCGAUGGCCAUGGACCUGGGGAAGGACAGACUCGGCCCUUAUCUGACCACCAUCAUUACUCCUCUGUACAGGGAGCUGGACAGCACCUACGCGGACCAAGAUCCCACACUGAAGAACCUGGCACAGGAGCUGAUCGAACUCAUGAAGAAGCAAGUGGGCCUGGAGAGAUUCUCUCUGGCCUUUUCUGCUGUCCAGAAGGAGUUCUCACAGAGGAGAGUGGCACGCAAACGGCACAGAGCCAUGCAGGCUGUGGCUAACCCAGACAUCGCAGCCAAGAAAAAACUCAAGAAGCACAAGAACAAAAUUGAAGCGAAGAAGAGAAAGAUCGAGUUCCUCCGGCCCGGGUAUAAAGCCAAGAGGCAGCGGAGCCACGCCCUCAAAGACCUGGCCAUGGUCAAGUGAAACUUAUCAAGGAUGCCAGCAGGAACCAAAGGGUCCCAGCCUCUUCACUCGUGAUCCCACAAGUCUGAC
This is a messenger RNA of Labrus mixtus (cuckoo wrasse), 8633 nucleotides long. It is a transcript of the gene utp20, whose product is annotated as UTP20 small subunit processome component. The record is from RefSeq and is a predicted model, not a curated record. Gene Ontology annotation, cellular component: nucleolus; 90S preribosome; small-subunit processome. Lineage: Eukaryota; Metazoa; Chordata; Actinopteri; Labriformes; Labridae. The transcript is spliced from 61 exons. Bases 123 to 8564 code for a protein of 2813 amino acids.